AUGGUGGAGCAAAUCGACAAAUAAAGAGGUUCUCCAAGGAGCUAUAAUAUCCUAUUGGCUUGUGACUAUUUCUAUCCAAAUCUUGGAGGAGUUGAAAUGCACAUUUAUUAGCUAGGAUAGUGCUUGAUAGAAAGAGGACAUAAGGUGGUGGUUAUGUGUAAUAUGUACAACUAAGAAAGAGUAGGAAUAAGAUAUGUCAGCAAUGGAAUGAAGGUUUAUCAUCUGCCUUUAAUACCUUUCACUAGUUAGAAUUCAUUCUUCAAUCUCUGCAUGAUAAUGUGUAUAAUCAGAAAAAUUAUAAUAAGAGAGAACAUUGAUAUCGUGCAUGGCCAUCAGAGCACUUCUGUCCUAAAUUUACAGUCGCUCUUGCAUGGGUUAACUCUUGGCAAGAAAGUAGUAUUCACUGACCACUCUUUAUUUGGCUUUGGAGAUGCUGGAUCUAUCCAUAUCAACAAGUGCUUGAAAUGGGUGCUAUCUGAUAUUGAUGCUUGCAUUUGUGUUUCUCAUAUUAAUAAAGAGAAUCUAACACUCAGAGCUGCAAUUAACCCAAAUUAAGUCUACGUCAUUCCAAAUGCAGUAGACGCUUCGAGAUUCAAGCCUAAUCCUGGCCUUCGAUAUCCAAUUAACAGAAUCAAUAUAGUAGUGGUAUCAAGAAUGUUUUAUAGAAAAGGAGUAGAUUUGCUAGUAGACAUAAUUCCAGAGAUGAUCAGAAAGUAUCCUGAUGUUUACUUUAUCAUAGGUGGUGAUGGUCCCAAGAAAGCAAUUCUUGAGGCGAUGAUGGAUAAAUACAAUCUCGGAGAUAGAAUGGAGUUAUUAGGUAGAGUCCCUCAUGAUAAAGUAAGAGAGGUACUCUGUAGAGGACACAUUUUUUUGAAUACCUCUUUAACAGAGGCUUUUUGUAUUGCAAUCAUCGAGGCUGCUAGUUGUGGUUUAUUAUGUGUUAGCACCAAUGUAGGCGGUGUUCCAGAAGUAUUACCCCCAGAAAUGAUAUAUCUUGCCCCUGCCUCCCCUAAACCUAUGAUAGAAUAGCUAGAGAAGGCGAUAGCGCAUUAUAAGAAAAUACCUUCUAAUCUCUUUCAUGAGAAGGUGAAGAGAUUAUAUAAUUGGAGAUUUGUUGCAAAAAGAGUUGAAAGAGUUUACGAUGAUAUCGUCCAUCAACCUACCCCAACAAUUUUAAAUAGAAUGAAGAUGAGAAUAUCUCUAGGACCGAUUGCUGGAUUAUUUGCAGUACUUCUUAUGAUUUUGGACUACCUCAUGCUAUUUUUCUGGUCUUGGCUAGAUCCAGAUGAAACAAUUGAUAGAGCCAUAGAUUUUGACUAUAAGACAUACAACAAGAAUAAAGAAGCUUACGGUGAUCAUACAUUUAUUGUUGAUUCAGAAAAAAAUAGAAGAAUGCAGCAAUAAAAUAAUGAAAAACCAAAACUAGCAGAGGGUAAUCAAGCACAAAGCCAAAUUUUCUAAAAUUCAGCCUAAAAGAAGAGGAAGAAUAUCCAAAGACCAGAGUGA
Molecule: messenger RNA, 1506 nt
Organism: Stylonychia lemnae
Lineage: Eukaryota; Ciliophora; Spirotrichea; Sporadotrichida; Oxytrichidae
Source: the annotation of a GenBank genome assembly